Aspergillus wentii DTO 134E9 is the source of this 486-nucleotide messenger RNA. RefSeq lists its product as uncharacterized. The transcript has a single exon. Lineage: Eukaryota; Fungi; Ascomycota; Eurotiomycetes; Eurotiales; Aspergillaceae. Bases 93 to 350 code for a protein of 85 amino acids. The record is from RefSeq and is a predicted model, not a curated record.
UGGCUCCUGAAUUCUUUGCAGGUCGUUGGUGCAUACCGGUAGCACAACACAGCCAGUCAGCUCGUUUUAUUUAUUCAGCUUCAGACAGAUUGAUGAAGAAUUAUCUUCUCCUCGAAUCCUGGAAUCAAACACUGUUGAAUAAGCAUAUCAUAUGUUGGGUUGUUAUCCGAAGCCGUCGGAUGGUAGCACACAAUGGAACUCGUGACGUCUGGAUUACACAGUCAGCCCUAUUCAUCAUUUCAUUUCUUUCCUUGGUAUCCAUCUGGUUCUGGAUGCCUAAAUUGGUAAUCUUCAUCAUUCUGCCUCAUAAGUGUCUCAUCCUGCGUCUUGAAGGGAGAGGGAGGCACUGAGAAGACAUACCCAACAACCACCUAGUAACCCAUAUUUUAGCCCUAUACAAUUAACAGACUCAAUUUAUUUCAGGUUAUAGGUCCAGGAAGCUAUACAUAGAUAUGUAUCCGGUCAUAUAUUAGCUUGUACGCCCGA